Messenger RNA from Hyaloscypha bicolor E, 668 nucleotides. RefSeq lists its product as uncharacterized. The record is from RefSeq and is a predicted model, not a curated record. The transcript has a single exon. Lineage: Eukaryota; Fungi; Ascomycota; Leotiomycetes; Helotiales; Hyaloscyphaceae. The coding region runs from base 224 to 439 and encodes 71 amino acids.
CUUUAUUUCUGUUACGAUAAGGUGAUAUUGCAGUGGUGGUAAAGAGCUUGAAUUGAGCUGAAGGCUGUGUACCGGGCUAAAAGCACUGGCUACACGCUAAGUCACGUGCAGUAGCACCACGUGACUGGUGCCACGUAACAAGUCCCCCCCUUUAGACUUCAAAAGACGACGUCCUCGUCGCAAUACAGCCAUUCUAGGCUACCCAAAUAAGAAGUCCACUAGUAUGGAGCGUCCUUCUCCCCCAGGAGCUUGCAUCUCACUCCCAGGGCCCUGCAAGACAAGCAAGCAAGCCAUGGUGACGUGUAUCCCAAAAUAUGCCCCCCACUUGUGUAUUGCCUCCUUCCCUACCACACUCCUUGUUCGCGCCGUAUCCAGUCUUAAUAGCCUCCCAAUUGCGACCACCACGUAUGCCUUGUGCCCUAAUAUGGAGGGACACUAGCCAAGUACUGCGUAAGACUUGGGGAGGUGAGGAAUCGGACGACUCUGCCGGUGAGGGUGUGAAGCGUGGCAGGAAGCUCUCUCUGCAGGGGCGAGGGGAACAUCGCUUUGUUGCUGUAGUAAUUCGUACCGUAUCGCGAGGCUCAGUAAAGAGGUCGAUUUCGAUCGUAAUUAUUGCAUUGCUACCAUAUGUCACGAUAAGGUGAUGUUGCAGUGGUGGUAAAGAGCUU